UGGGCGGGGAGGCCGCGGAGGAGACAGCGGGAGCCGGGCGGGGGCAGCGGAGGCGCUGGGCUGCGGGCCGGAGCCAUGAGCCGUUAUCAGAGGUUGGUGAGCACUUCCCUUCAGUGCCAACGGUUCCACACUGCAGCAGGACGUCUAAAGAGCAAAACGGGGGCAGAGCACCGCUGGCUGGAGCGACAUCUUAAGGAUCCAUUUGUGAGGGCAGCAAAACAGCAUAAUUAUCGUUGCAGGAGUGCUUUCAAACUGCUGGAGAUAGAUGACAAACAUAAGGUUCUUCAUCCAGGGCUCUCUGUGAUAGACUGUGGGGCAGCUCCUGGAGCUUGGAGUCAGGUUGCUGUACAGCGAGUUAAUGCUUUGGGCACUGAUCCUAAUGCCCCUGUUGGUUUUGUGCUUGGAGUUGACCUUCUUCAUAUUUCCCCCCUGGAAGGAGCAGUCUUCCUUCCCAAUGCUGAUAUUACAGAUCCAGUUACGCUUAAGAAGAUCCAGGAGCUCCUUCCUACAGAGAGGGCAGAUGUUAUCUUGAGUGACAUGGCACCUAAUGCCACAGGGAUCCGAGAGCUUGAUCAUCAGAAGUUGAUUAACUUGUGCUUGUCCCUUUUGGAUCUCUCCCAAAGUAUCUUGCGGCCAAGGGGAACCAUCCUCUGUAAAUUCUGGGAUGGACGGGAAGCCCAUCUGCUCCAAAACAGACUAACGGAGCAUUUCCAAGAUGUGAGAACUAUAAAGCCUCAGUCCAGCCGGAAAGAGUCAGCAGAGAUCUAUUACUUGGCAAAACUGUACAACCAUGGAGUGAAACAUCAGAAACACAGAUGAUUGUGUCUGCCCUUAUUGCAGUGGUUGUCAGUCACUGACUGGAUGCCUUGAUCUGAAGUGUACUUGAAAAAAAAAAAAUCACAGCGCUGAAACUCUGAAAUUGAAUUGCAUUAUUUUUAAGCCUAAUUUGGUGAACUCUGUCAUUUAUGUAACACCAUAGGUGUCCAUCAUGGUUUAUAGAUACAAAAUAAAACAAGGUCGUUCCCCACUGAGUUUAUAAUCUAAUUAGGCAAGUAAGGACAUCCAAUCUAACUCCCCACCUGGGAAGAAAGCUCUUGAAAUUAUAUAAAACUUGCCUGUGGAGGAUGGAAAUACAAAUAAAACACUAGUUAUAGAUUUGUUUA
This is a messenger RNA of Gopherus evgoodei (Goodes thornscrub tortoise), 1163 nucleotides long. RefSeq names its product mitochondrial rRNA methyltransferase 2 (gene MRM2). Bases 76 to 819 code for a protein of 247 amino acids. Gene Ontology annotation, biological process: RNA methylation. Gene Ontology annotation, molecular function: rRNA (uridine-2'-O-ribose)-methyltransferase activity. The record is from RefSeq and is a predicted model, not a curated record. The transcript is spliced from 3 exons. NCBI's taxonomy places the organism in Eukaryota, Metazoa, Chordata, Testudines, Testudinidae. Gene Ontology annotation, cellular component: mitochondrion.